Molecule: messenger RNA, 1524 nt
Organism: Panicum hallii
Lineage: Eukaryota; Viridiplantae; Streptophyta; Magnoliopsida; Poales; Poaceae
Product: ubiquinol-cytochrome-c reductase complex assembly factor 1
Exons: 7
Coding region: 171-1115 (314 amino acids)
Biological process (GO): mitochondrial respiratory chain complex III assembly
Cellular component (GO): mitochondrion
Source: RefSeq, a predicted model, not a curated record
CAGUGAGCGAAGCGCGCCGCGUCGCAUCUGCUGGUGCACCCCGCGUCGCGUGACCACGCUUCCCUAGGUGGUGAGCCAUAGCCAUCUCCCCCCUCCUGUUCCGCCCCCGCGCCGCCGCCGUCCGCCGAAUCGCCGGGGAGGGGCUUUCGAGGCGCGAGCGGAAGGAAGCCAUGUCGCGGUGGCGCGCGGCCGCCUUCCGCAUCUCCGCCGCCGCAGCAUCCCGGAACGCCGCGGCGGAGUCCCGCGUCCUCUCCAGGGCCUGCGCGAAGGCUCCGACUGUGCCGCCGCCUCCGCUCCAAACCCUCUCGAGAACCUUCUCCAAGUCCGCCGCCGCUGCCGCCGCCACCUCCACCGCCACAUCACGCGGCCCUGGCGCGGCCGCCUCAGCUUCCGCGGGGCCGAGGGCCGAGGUCAGACUGAAUUCUAUGUUCCUGUCCAAGCCCUGUUCAUUAGCGUUGCCACCUGACUCCCCUCUUAGAGCAGCAGAUCCACAGUAUGAAGGCAUCAAGCGUUUCAUGCUCACACUGUUGUUGUUCUACAGCAAGCAAAGCAAGGCCAUUAGAGGAGCAAAUGUUGUUUAUGAUCGAAUCACUUCUCAAGUUGAUGCUCCUGCUAUUUAUGAUGUUUUUCAGUUGGAGAAAACAUUUAAAACAACAUUUUCAUUGCUUGUUCUCCAUAUGUGGCUUGUUCUACGCCGCUUGAAGGAAGAAGGGAAGGAUGGUGUUAAAUUUGGACAGUACAUCUAUGAAAUGUACAACCAUGAUGUGGAGCUCAGAGUUUCAAAAGCUGGGGUUAACUUGCUCUUGACAAAAUGGAUGAAAGAGCUAGAGAAAAUAUUCUAUGGAAACAUUGUGAAGUACGAUGCUGCGAUAAGCCCAGAGGCUCGUCAGGAUGAUCUUGUAAAUAUCAUCUGGAGGAAUAUUUAUGCUGAGGAAGGUUCAGAGGCUAUGGAUGCGGCUGCUGCCCCUGCUGUCCAGGCAUUGGCAAGAUACACACGAAGGGAGGCAACUUGUCUAUCAUUGACUGACAAAGAUGCUAUGUUCUCUGGAAACUUCAAGUUCACAUCCCUGCUGCCGCCAACUCCCAGUCCCAGCCCAAAGAAGCCCGCACGAUGAACUGCCAUGGUACAUCGGGGUUUCAUGUGAAGAUUGGUAAACAGCAGGAUCAGUGGAUACCUAUCACUCUCAGCAACACAAAUAACAGGAUUUUUUUUCAUCACUUGUUUAUUCUGGGGUCCUCUGGAUCGAAACUUUUGAUGGAUGUACCUCGUUCUAGAUAGGAAGUUCGUUUUAUUUAUCUUAUCCAAGCGAUCCAUUCGCUGUAGCUGUCCUCCCACCAGAACGGAGCCUUUUUUGUUUCUUUUUUGGCAAUCCUUUUCCCUGGCUGUUUUGGACUUGAUCAUCACUCCAACUGGAGGUGAUAGAGAAGUAACCCUACAGAUUAUGUUAUCUAAAUAUGUACUAGUGAUGGCUGACGUGGUUGCUUGGAUGAUCUGGGAAAAGAAUGCAAUCAGGCUUAUCUGAA